Messenger RNA from Achroia grisella, 599 nucleotides. RefSeq names its product von Willebrand factor C and EGF domain-containing protein-like. The record is from RefSeq and is a predicted model, not a curated record. Bases 138 to 599 code for a protein of 153 amino acids. NCBI's taxonomy places the organism in Eukaryota, Metazoa, Arthropoda, Insecta, Lepidoptera, Pyralidae. The transcript is spliced from 4 exons.
GGAAUCGCUCCUCAUUUCGGUGCGCUGCUGAGCGCGUUAUCGUCCAUACAUACCAUCCGGUCGUACCAUCGGCAUCUGACUUGGACAUUCACGUACCCCGCGCACUACUUUGGGUGCCCUCCAAGGAAACCAGUGGCAUGGGUGAUGGUGCCAAGAUGACAUGGCUGUGGUUGUUGGCGGCAGUGGUGGUGAGCGUGUGCGCGGAGCCCUACCAGUCUAGCUCGAGGCCGCCGCGCACCAGGCACUUCAACCGCGGACACCGCAGCCGCGACUACCCGACCCCCUCACAGUUCGUCGGGCCAAACGUUUGUCGAACCCGAAACGGCACGCAUUGCUGUCCUGGGUGGACCUCCAGACCCAACUCGCUACUAUGCGUAGUUCCAUUAUGUCGUCCCGACUGCGGCUCGCCUGGUGGCUCGCCCGGCGCCUGUAUAGGACCGAACAUGUGCAGGUGUCCUGGUGGAGUGGAAGCCCCCAGCUGUAACCCCAAUGGCUUAUAUUCGUACACGUGUAAGUAUGUCUCUAUAAUAAUACUGUUAAAUGAAAUUUUAACUUUGCACCUACUAAAUAAAGACUUGUUUUCAUUGAACUGUCACUGA